GCGGGACUGUUUGCGGGAGAGAUAUCACACAGCACCGUCACUACCAUGCAUUUACAACUACAACAUCCGGUCUGUGCUUUCAAAAUAAAACACGUACAAAUCAAAUCAACUGUUUAACCCGUGUAGAGAAGCUUUGGAUGACCACACAGACCGUGUUCACUGUCGUAAGUUACAUAUAAUUUACCGUGUGUCCAUUCAGACAGUCCGCAUUGCCGUCUUUUGGUCUGUUUAAGUCCUCAUCGAGAUUUAUCCUUUUUAUUUUGGAGCUGUACCCGCGGUAACUUCCGGUCUGUUCGGUGCUAGCUGCCGUUAGCUCGACGCAGCUAACUGCUGUAAUCUCCAUUUUAGCUCCUGAGAGCAGCCGGCCUCUCCCUUCUCUCUGCUGUAACACGGGCGAUGGCGAGGCCGAGCCACAGCGAUCAUGUCCUCCAGCAGCUCAACAACCAGCGGGAGUGGGGCUUCUUGUGCGACUGCCUCAUCGCCAUCGGUGACAUCUACUUCAGGGCGCACAAGGCCGUCUUGGCGGCCUGCAGCUCCUAUUUCAGGAUGAUGUUCAUCCGGGACCAGCAGGGAGCGGGGCGUCUGGACCUCAGCAACAUGCAGAUCAGCGCCGAGUGCUUCGACCUCAUCCUACAGCUUAUGUACCUCGGACGCAUCGUGGUGGGGAGCUACGAGUUUGAGGAGCUCAAGGCUUCCAUGGCGUAUCUGCAGAUGUACUACAUCCCUGACUCGCUGGAGGAUCUCAGAGACAUCAGGAGCUCCAACCUCACACCAUCAUCCUCAGCCUCUUCCUCCUCCAGUUCCUCCACCGGCCCUGCCGGCGGGAAAAUGAUGUUUGGAGUCCGCAUGUACGAGCAGCAGAGACCUGCUGCGCCUGACGUGGAGCAUUUACCAAAAGCUGUCAACAGCAGCGCCGGGCGCCCCGCUGUUACAGCGACCGUCAGCAGACCGGUGAUGGCAGAGGAGGUGGUUGCCACGCCUCUGAUAGUGGCGCCGCCGGUGGUGGAUGGUGUUGCUGAUCAGCCAUGUGACUUGAGAAAGAGGCCCAGCGGCAGGAGUUCGGCUCUCAAAGACCGUCCUCGGUUCGGCCGCACCUACACCUGUGAUGACUGCGGCUUCGUCUUCAGCUGUGAGAAACUUCUAAUCGAACACAUACUGACCUGCACCAACCGAAAGGCCUUCCAUCAGCCCAGAGGGACCAUCGAAGCCGACAACGAGUCCAGUAAAGCUGAGAGCUCCACCUCCGAGAGCAUCGAGGAGCACAGGGUCGUCUGUAAAGGUGAGGAGGACUGGGCCGAAGCCAAGGCCGACUCUGACCUCACCAUUAGGUCUGUGGCAGCUGGGACAGACGGCGAGCCCGGGUCGACCAGGAGUGUCUCCAUCAAGACAGAGCCAGAAGAAAGCAUGUUCCCUGAGAUAGAGGUGGUCCGUGUCGGUGAGCACGUCAGUAGAGACUGUAGAGCGCGUUUCAGUGACGCCACACGGAAAGACUCGCAGACGGAGAAAACUGGAUCAGAACGUGAACCGGAGCCUGGCGUCUCAGGUCUGGAAAACAGUAGCGAGCCUUUUGAAGGUCACAUGUCCAGCAGUGACGAUUCACGAAUCCCGGCAAAGCUUCGUAAGGUCAAAGACGAGAAGCAGGAUGCCGACUGCACCCCCUGUGAACUGUGUGGCGCUCUGUUAACGGAGGAGGACAAGUCGUCCCACUACCUGUCCAACCACAUGGGUCAUAUAUGUGCCUGUGGGAGGUGUGGACAGGUGCUGAUCAAAGGCCGCCAACUCCAGGAGCACGCAGAGCGCUGUGGCGAAUCUCAAGGUGGUGAAUCGGAGGAGGACGAAGCGUCCCUGCUGGAGGAGCAGCAGGGGAUGGAGGAGGGCCUGCUGGAGGCGGGCGACCUGGCCUGCCCUCACUGCGGUCUGCUGUUCCAGAACGAGAGCCUGGCACUGGAGCACGCCCUGUCCUGCCACGACCAGGAGCUGUUCCGCCCGGUGCUGCUGGAGGAGGGCGGCGAACCGGAUCACCGCCGCAAACACUUCUGCAGCAUCUGCGGCAAAGGCUUCUAUCAGCGCUGCCACCUGCGGGAGCACUACACCGUCCACACCAAGGAGAAGCAGUUCACCUGUCAGACCUGCGGGAAGCAGUUCCUGCGGGAGCGCCAGCUCAGGCUGCACACCGACAUGCACAAAGGCAUGGCACGCUACGUGUGCCCCGUCUGCGACCAGGGAACCUUCCUCAAACACGACCAUGUCCGACACAUGAUCUCCCACCUGUCGGCCGGGGAAACCAUCUGCCAGGUGUGUUUCCAGAUCUUUCCCGGCGGAGAACAGCUGGAGAAACACAUGGACGUCCACCUGUACAUCUGCGGCGUCUGCGGAGAGAAGUUCCGCCUCCGUAAAGACAUGAGGAGCCAUUAUAACUCCAAACACACCAAGAGACUAUAGAACCCUCCAGAACGUCCUCUGCAUUUAUACCAUAGUUUGUUACUAAGAAAAGCCAUAAAUGUGAGAACAAAUGUAUGCACUUGAACACCAAAAAAACUUUUAAUCUGCACUUUUAAAGUAUAUGCAUAACCUAACGGGGCGUUCACACUGCGAGCAGCGUGGCUGAUGAUGUUCUGACGCUCAUGGCGACUGUGCAGCAGCUUCUUAACUCGUUAACGUUGAUCACAGUGUGACAAUCAGGAUUUUAUGAUAAAAGUCAGAAUCAGCUUGUGUUGUUGAAACAGUCAGGAUCAAGUUCAGAAGCUGUUGACUCUCAGAUGAGCAGCUACAGAGCUGACCACGUUUAUGAUUAUCCAUAUUUAUAACAGAGCUGAGGUCUUAUGUUCAGGAUGAUGCGUCACAGAGUCUGAAGAGAUUCUUUGAGCUGUCUAAAAACCCAAAGAAAUCAAACUUGUUCUCAUCAAAAGAGUCAGAACCAGUGACCAAACAGUUAAUGUCGAGUCAACAGGAAGUGUCGGCACAAGAAUGUACCAAAGUGAAGACACAGAUGGACGAGUCAGAUGAACUCUGGAUUUAAGACACUUUGAGACUUUAAUGAUUUCUUUCUGUUGGUGUUUCUGAACUCGUCUCCGCAGGUCGAUGACAGAACUCCCACCAUGUUUGUUUCAUGACGGCGUUGCUCACAGUGUGAACGCUGCUCAGAUCGGCAGCAAACUCCAAAAGAAUCCAAACUUGACGCCUCCUCAGGAAACAAUCCUGUAAAAAUAUAUUACAGCUACUUUUAAUACUGUACCAUGAGGCCUUGUGUCCACCGAAGGGUUUUUUUUUAUCAGCCGAAUACGCCGGGCGCUCCUCAGGAAACAGCUGGGGGCGCCGGAGCUCUUUGGAGGUGUCUCUGCAGCUGAGACACUUUGGUUGCGUCUGGUUGCUAUGAAUCAGAAACAGGGUUCCCACGGUCAUGGAAAACCUGGAAAAGUCAUGAAAUAUCACAAUCACAUUUUCCAGGUCUGAAAUUAGUCAAAAUCAGUGAAAGUUUUGAAAAAGGAAUGGAAUUUUGUUGUUUGUAAUGAAGCUGUCAGAUUAUAGAGAUGUGACAUAACGGCAAGCUUAUUUUCUGUAGCUGUCGACGUGACAUCAUUUCGUUGACUGUGUUAAUUCUCUCCCAGGGUCCGUCGCUCUCUUCCUGUACGCCAGCUUGCUGAAAUCAUGUUUGAACAGAGUCUGAAUCUGAUGUUUGAAAAUGCAGAGCACGAAAACAAAGAUCUUUAUCAAGGGUCCUUAAAGUCCUGGAGAAGUUUUGAAAUGUUGUCCAUGACAGUGUGGGAGCCCUGGGAAUGUUGACAGGAAGUAAACGUGUCGGCAGAAGGUAGAAUCCUCGCUCUGGAUGAGAGGAUGGAGACGCUGCUCUGUGAACGUUCAUGGCAGGAAACAUUAACACAGUAAACCAGGGAUGCACCUGUGCGGAUGUUUUCAACCGAUAAUUUGACAUUUUUUUUAUUUUACCAAGAAGCGUGUAACCGUCGGCACAGUGUUGUCUUCCUCUGGAGCUGUGACAGACGUCCUCACUGUGACAUGUUUCACCCUCCAGACAGCGUGACGCAGUUGUUCUUCUCUGUGUUUAUUGGCGACUCAAAAACCAAAUUUUAAGGUACAUGUAGCUCUGCCCACUGUGUCGCUGUGUAGAUGCUGCCUGUGUUAAGUCAGUGAAAACAGUCUGGCUUCGUUUUAUCAGCUGUAAUUUUAAUAAUUGGAGAAAUGCAUAAUUAUAAAGACGUCCUAUCUUUAGCUGAUAAACCUGGUGCAUCCCUAAUAUGAGCAGAUUUCUCCUCCACUGUCGUUCAGCACGUCAGAUGUGACGGUUUGUCUUCAUGGUCGUUGUCGCUCCUCCACUGUGAUUGGAUAGCUGGGUAAAAGUGACAGUGACGAGUGCUGUGUUUUUACCCUGAGUUGAAUAUUUGUCAGCUCUCAGUGCUCAAAACAAACGGACAGUGUUCAGCGCCUCGUCACACUGCUGGCGUUUGUAGCACACCGUAAACACGAGGCACUCCCAUCACAGAGAAUUUAAAGAUAUGCUGGUCUCAGGAAAAAACUCUUUGGUGGACAGGGCCGUCACGGGUGUGUAGAGCGGCGGCGUGUCUGUGAUCAGGGACACAAGUCGUACCUGAGAAGACGGCAAGUUGUUUUGGAGUGAACUGUCGGAGAGUCAGAGUGCGGCGGAGCCUCAAGCUUUGACUCAACGUUUUCUAGCUUCGAUGUCCAGAAUACUAACGUCACGCCGAGUUCCUUGUGCUGUAGUCAGAGAGCACGCUCAGUGGAAAACGGUUCUGCUUCCUGUUUGUUUGAUGAGUUUGAGACACGCUGAUUCAGACUGUCCUCUCGUCUCCUUCAGUUUUUGUUCAGCUUAACUGUCACGAUAACACGCUGUCCAACAUGCUCUGUGAUUGGUGCCUUUACUGUAAUGGUGCACACAAGUUCUUCACAGUGAUGCAUGCUGGGGGACGGACGGCACGGUGAGACUGUCCCUGUUUCAAAGUGAAUAUUUAAACUUGAGAUUGUGGAAAGUUGAACAGUAAACACUAGAGACGCUCGGCUGAGUGGAGCCGACGUGUCGACUGGGUGGAGCUGAUUCUGAUCCAGCCUGCGGUGCUUCCUGCGAGUCGAUGGGACUCGGGAUGGAACGAGUAGUUUUGAACGCAGCGGUCAGACUCAGCUGUGGACCCUUCACAGGAAGGUCUCAGUAUAAUCUAGGAACAGUUUUUUUUAUAAUGGUGAUCUGAUCUUAGUCAACCUAAACUACACAGAGAACUCUGCAGGUUCGAGCUGAACGCCGCCUGCAGUGCGCUUUGCAUGCUGGGACGUGGAGGACUGAAAUAUGGCAGCAAACCGGAGAACCGAUCAAGUCUGACUUAGACUAAAAACAAAGUACGUUGCCUUGUUGAUUUUUGGAGCGUCUUCUUCCUGUUUGCUGUCACGCCUCCCCAGACUCAUCCAACCAAUGAGAGGAGAGAACACUCCCACCUGACUUUUAGUUCAGCUUCAUUCUGAUUUAUGUAUCUCUGUGAAAAGAAUCCAAACACAAUGAGUUCACCGACAGAUUCAGGUCAGAGCAAACAGCUUGCUCUCAUCCCACCUCCUCACAUACCGCUGUGUGGUCAUGUGAUGCGUCAGGUGUCCUCCAGCGUCUGGUGGCAAUGUUCAGGGACGCCACGUCCGUUAAUGCCUGUUACACGCACCGGUCAAAUAAACCUCCGUUUCCACAGUAAAGUGGUUUGAUGCAAACAGUCUGUUUCAAAAUAAAAUCAGCGCCGGUAAAACACCUUGUUUAUUUCCUCAUGCAACUAAAACAGGUGGUUCGGUUAAGGUUUAGACAAAAACGUCAUCUGUUGAUUGGCUGCUGGGCACAUCAGCACUGUGACAGGUGCCUUUCUGCCUCGGAGCCUGACGCAGAGUUCACUGACAUGACGGCAGUAUGUGAGGAGGUGGGAUGAGAACUCAGCGAAGGUUUGAAAACAGGUUGUCACGCUUCCAGCUCAUCUGUUGCCUUAUGACUGUGUCAAGUUGUUUUUCGCUGCAGAUGCAUUCUGGACGUUCAGGGCUAUUAUGCAGGACCACAACACACGUCCAGAACCAGACCUGAACAAAACCAGUUCAGACGGCCCUCAUCCAGUUUCACACAGACUGAAACCAGUUUAAAACCAAACUGAGCUGAGUUUCUGCUGCUGUCCAUGUUUCACCUGACGCACCUGGACGUCAGUCGGUCUGUAGACGAGCAUCACGCCGUCACUUCUUCAGAGAUGUUAAAUUGUGGACCUGAACACGGCGCUGGACUCAGGAGGUCCUGCUGGACAGAAACGUUUGGCCUUUAAAUGAUGUCAUCACCUGGUCAGCUGUGUGCUCUGAGGCGUCGUCAGGUGGUUUUGUUGCUCUGAAACUUUUCUCACUGAUGUUCAGUUGAACUCCAGCCUUUGUCAAGCUCUUAAUAAACCAAGUGAAUUUCUGUUUGUCA
Messenger RNA from Epinephelus fuscoguttatus (brown-marbled grouper), 6448 nucleotides. It is a transcript of the gene zbtb1, whose product is annotated as zinc finger and BTB domain containing 1. Gene Ontology annotation, biological process: regulation of cytokine production; regulation of immune system process; negative regulation of transcription by RNA polymerase II. The transcript is spliced from 2 exons. NCBI's taxonomy places the organism in Eukaryota, Metazoa, Chordata, Actinopteri, Perciformes, Serranidae. The record is from RefSeq and is a predicted model, not a curated record. Bases 397 to 2442 code for a protein of 681 amino acids. Gene Ontology annotation, molecular function: protein binding.